AUGCUUAGAGGGGACGCACUAAAGGGAGAGCUAACGCUAGCCAGUGGGGUGGAGAAUGAUGAACUGGUUACAGCCAAGCAACUCUUCGCAACGCAUUUGAAGGUGGAUGAGAGGGCAAAGCAGCUUUACAGGAACUUCAAUGUGGAGGAGUAUGUCCUGGAGGUUAUGCGAAGUAAGGAGACAGAGAAGAAGGGAGAUGGUGAGGAAGUGAAAAGCGGCAAAUUGGAGGAUGCGAAGGAGGUUGAAGGGGGUGGUGGUGAAAAUGGUGGAGCAGAAAACGUAGACAAAGCGAAAAAUAUAAACGAUACGAGAAGAGGCAACGAAUCCGAUAACGCCAACGAAGCUGAUAAUGAAGACAGCGCAGGCGAUGACACAGACUGUGAGUACCCCAAAAGGGACGAACAGGCGUACAGAGAAGAACUACAGUUUUUAAAAUCCAACCCACUACACCUGAGCAGGUGGUACGACUUCCUUGAGAUGUACCAAAGAGAAGAAGUGUACGAACUCUUUCUCCUGGUCUUUCCAAGAUGUACAUUAUAUUGGACAAAAUAUGCAGAACUGAAAAUAAAAAAAAAGGAAUACACAGAAGCAUAUAAAAUAUAUCGCAGAUGUAUUGAUGCCAAUAUCUACGACUUGAAAUUGAUUUUCUCCUUUUUGUACUUUACCUACCAUACAUCAUCCAUUCACGAGUACAUUAGUUUUCUCUUCGAGGGACUGAAGUACGUGGGGACGGAUAUAAAGUCAAGCACCAUUUGGGUUGAGCUGCUAUACAUAUUAAUAAAAAUAAACAAUACAAAUUUGAUUGUGAAUAAUGAUAUUCAUAAUUUACUUUUUGAUCCAUUUAGAAACAUAAGCUGUAAAAAAAGGAAUGAAGGGCCAUUGCUACCAUCGGAAAGGGAGCAAGCCAUAUUUAGUUCCUCCAUUCCCAAUAAAGGUGGGAAAACGGUGACUUACACAGAACAUUACACAAGUGAUGGGAAGCUUCGAAAGUUUUACCAUUGCUGGUUUAAUAAUCCGACAAAAUAUUUAGAUAAGGUGUGGAAGAGCUAUUGCUCCUACGAAAAAACAAUGACAGAUAAUUUUACUGUCAGCUCUUUAUCUAGCUACAACACACAAUAUUUAAAUGGGAAGAAUGCUUAUAGGGAGUUAUGUGCCCUUUAUGAGGAAUUAAAUCUCGACAGAAAAUUCAAAAUUGAUAAAAAAUUUAAGUUAAUUAUACCGAUUAGUAGGAAAUAUAAAGUAGAAAAUUGUAUUCUCCUUCGCAGGUGGGAAAAAAUUAUCAACUAUGAGAAAGAGAACCCCCUAAAGUUGAGCCUCCCCCUUGUACGUAAAAGAAUUAUGUAUGUCUACGAACAGGCCUUAGUUCAUUUACAGUUUAAUGCUGAUUUGUGGUUUUCCUACUUCCAGUUCCUGCUACUAAGUAAGAAGUUUAGUUAUGCCAUUAGGAUUAUGAGGGAGGCCAUCGAGGUUUAUCUUCCCUUUGACGAAUUGUUGAAAUUAAAUUUUGCUUACUUCUUCGAAAGACACGCGUUAAUAAAUCAGGCUCACUUCGUUUAUCAGCUUAUGCUUGGUGGAGUUUCCAAAAGGAAGAAGCAGUUUUCUCUGUCCUUUUUGCACUCCAAGGAGGGCUUCAGGAAGAGGUCUUUAGGCCUUGUAAAGAAAAGAGCAGGAAAGAGGAAGAGGAAGGGUACAUUAAAGGGGGGGACUAGCAAAAGGGGGGAAUCCAGUGAGGUGGAAAGUCUGAACAGAGGGGAUGACCUCCAUAAUAGCAGAAACGAUGAAGAAAGGAAGAAAGGGAAAAAAAGAGUAAAAGCGGAGGGUCCAUCUCGGGGCCAGGUACUACCCCCCUCGGAUGAUAUUUACAACGGGGGGAGCGACGAUAACAAUGGGAAGAGCGAAGAAAGUAAUGAAGGUUCUAAUGGGGAAGAGGACCUUAACGAUCGCCCUAGUGAGGAAGUCAGUGGGACCACUGCGGGAGACGCACGAGAGGCGCCUAGAACGUGCGAAGAUGAUAUCAAGGAGAAAUUUCUGCACUGUGAUUACGAAAAGAUUGAGGAACGGAAAAAAUAUUUCAUAAAUUACAUUAACGUGAACAAGAAAAAAAGGAGAGAAUUUGUCUUCACACACUUUUUAAACUUUGUUAAAAGGAAUUACGAUGAAACGAUAUGGAGGUACUACACGGAGAUUGUACUAAGCGAGAAGAGGUGUUCCCAAUAUAUAUACUACUAUUGUGCAAACAUGGAAAAAACAUUUUUCAAAAAUGAAAAGAGGGCCAUCUAUAUCAUGAAUGAGGGUUAUAAGAAGUACGCGUCCAACAAACAGUUCCUUCUACUUUAUGUUAAGCUUCUACUAGAAAGGGGAAAUAUUGACGAGAUCAGAUCGUUGAUUUACAAAUUUAUUCACAAUUUGUAUGCAGAUUUUUAUAAAAAAUAUGACAGCCAAAAUAGCACCAGUGGAAGAAAAGGUUCCAGAGGAAAAUCAGGACAGGGAGAAUUUAACCAGUUCGAUUCGAAUUAUCUAAAAUUGUUAAGGAAAAAAAAUAAGGCGUGCGAUAAAUUGUGGACUUUACUGAUGCAGCUGGAAACGCUUUACGGGGACAUAUCCAAUUUGAAUCGAAUUUGGGAAACGAAAUUAAAAUAUGAGUCGGGAUACAAUUUAGAAGAAAAUAAAAACGUUCUCAUAGAUUUUGACAACGUGUCUAAUGUUAACGAACAUAUGUUCGUGGAAGAUUCUACGCUGACGGAUAUCCUUUGCAAGGGAUAUCUGGAAAACUUAAAAAAAAAUGACAUUGAUAAUUUACAGUUUAAGGUGAACUUAAUCAGUUCGCAGCAGUUCGGUGGGGCAUCUCUCAAAAAGACCUUCUCCUUUUUUCAAGUCAGUGGGGAAAACGUUUUUACAGAAUUGUUAACUGGGAAUGAAAACGUUAUUAAUGUGCAAGAUGGGGCGAGGAAAAAGAAAAAGGCACUGCGUCAGGAGGGAGAGAAAGAGCAGAAACAGGAGGAUGACAACCCUACGAGACCCUUCCAGUCGGAAGGAAAUAAGGAGCAUAUAAGCGAAAGCGAGAUGAGCGAAAAUUGUAAUGCAAACAGGAAUAAAAAUCAAAAUAAUCAAAAGGAGGAGGGAGACGCAUCUGGAAUAAAUAACGAUCAACUUCGAAACAUACCUCCUUUGAAGAAAGAAAAAAAACUUUCCGCGAGAAGGGGCACAGUGAAAUCUGCCUACGAUUCGUUUAACUUUUUGGACUCACGAACACGUGUGAAAAAGGAAAAAAAAAAAAUUCACAAUAAAGUUGCGGGAAGCACGAAGAAUGAGGGAAGUAAGACUGAAGAAAAAGCGGACAUGAUAACCGACACAGUGAGCUCUAUCAGUAGGCCCAAUUUAAAGAAGAUGCUUCUGUACAAGCCGCUAGAAAAUUAUGAUCAUUUAGAAGUAGAUGGGGGAAAAUUGCACAGUGGGGAAAACAUAUCAUUGGGAGAAUAUCCCUACUGUGUUAGCGACAUGAACAGAAAUGACGACAAGAAUUAUUUUUUCAAGCGAGAAUAUUUCAGCAUGCCAAAUAUAAUAAACGACUUUUUAAGUUUGUUGCCUGAAGAAAAUGGAGGCUUAAAUGUGUCAGAUAGUUCCAUCGAUUAUUUAAUUGCGUCUCUGAAAAAAUUGACCAUCCCCAAGUUAGAGACAUUUCCCUACGAACCGAUACCCGUGAAGGAAAUCAUACAGAUAAAGAAGGAGUUGAAUGGUUAA
Messenger RNA from Plasmodium knowlesi strain H, 3741 nucleotides. RefSeq names its product conserved Plasmodium protein, unknown function. The transcript has a single exon. Gene Ontology annotation, molecular function: mRNA binding; protein binding. NCBI's taxonomy places the organism in Eukaryota, Apicomplexa, Aconoidasida, Haemosporida, Plasmodiidae. Gene Ontology annotation, biological process: mRNA 3'-end processing. The record is from RefSeq and is a predicted model, not a curated record. The coding region runs from base 1 to 3741 and encodes 1246 amino acids. Gene Ontology annotation, cellular component: nucleus.